Molecule: messenger RNA, 939 nt
Organism: Spirodela intermedia
Lineage: Eukaryota; Viridiplantae; Streptophyta; Magnoliopsida; Alismatales; Araceae
Source: the annotation of a GenBank genome assembly
AUGGGUACGCUUGUUGGCCACGUAGCCUCGGGGUUGGUGUUCCUGGUCAUCGGACUGUGGCAACUGUUCAACCAUAUCAAGCUCUACUGCCAGCACCCCAAGUCCUAUCGUCCCCCCAUCUGGUUCCCAGCGCCGAAAGUGAGACAUCUCGAGCUCUACUUCAUCAUGACAGGCAGCGCAAUCUACAUGAUAUUGGAACUCUUUUUCGCCAACUCCCGGCAUCACCCUCUAGACCCCGCCGACUGGACCAUCCCCUCUAACCACCUCCAUAACUUUGAGCACGCCACCAUCUCAUUUGCCCUCUUCAUUUACGCCGCGUUUGCGCUGCACCUAGAUCGGGUGCGCCUUAGAGCUCGUGGUGUGCUCUCCUUCCUGCUCGCAGCAUUCGCACUCACCAUUGAGCUGUUUAUCUUCUACCUUCACUCGACAGACCACGCCGGCGUGGAGUGGCAGUACCACUGGCUUCUACUGAUAGCCAUCGACGUGUGUCUGAUCACGACGGUGAUGGGGAUCGGCUUCCCGACCAGCUUCGUAGUGGGCUUCGUGAGGUCUGUGAGCGUCUGCUUGCAAGGCAUCUGGUACAUCAUCCUGGGUGUCAUGCUGUACACACCCAGGUUCAUCUCCAAAGGCUGCACCCUUCAGUCGGACGACGGCCACCUCGUUCAUUCCUGUGCGGACCACCUAGCGCUCCACCGCGCGAAGGCGUUGGUGAACCUCCAGUUCGCCUGGUGUCUCAUCGUCGUUGCCGCUAUCUCGCUCUGGUUCUACGUUUACAUGGCGAAGAAGUACCCGGAGGUACCCGAUUACGAGUGCCAGGCUGCAAAUGGUGACGAGGAGGACUACUUUUGUGAGUCGCCAAAGAAGAUGGACCUGGAAGAGAAGUCUGACAAUUUCCUUGAUGUGGGUAAGUUGUUCAAGCCAAAAGACUUGAAAAGGUAA